ACUCACACUCACCAACUUAUAAGUGUCUUUUUUCUUAUAGGUAAUGCAGUUUUUCCACAAAAGAAGGAAGUGAAAACGUGAAAAGAUAAGUUAAGAACAUAUAUAUACCAAAGUGAGUGAGAAAGAGAAGAAGCGUAUCAAAAUGGCUGUAGAUCAGAUAGAGAGGGAGUCAUUGAUAACUGAAGCUCGUAAUGCACCUGUGACUGCACAGAGAAGGGUCAGAAAUGACUUGGAAAAUUCUCUGCCGAAGCCAUACAUGCCUAGAGCAUUGAGAGCUCCUGAUACAAGCCACCCACAUGGAACACCAGGCCACAAGCACCACAACAUGACCAUUCUUCAGCAGCAUUGUGCUUUUUUUGAUCAAGAUGACAAUGGAAUCGUUUACCCUUGGGAAACUUACACGGGGAUGCGCGCCAUUGGAUUUAAUGUUGUUGCAUCUUUUAUUAUGGCUAUUGUCAUCAAUGUUGCACUGAGCUAUCCCACUCAGCCUAGUUGGUUCCCUUCUCUCCUUUUUCCUAUCUACAUACACAACAUACACAGAUCAAAGCAUGGGAGUGACUCAGGAGUUUAUGACACAGAAGGACGUUAUGUGCCAGCAAAUAUUGAGAACAUGUUUAGCAAGUAUGCUCAAACAGUUCCUGACAAGUUCACACUUGGGGAGAUCUGGGACAUGACAGAGGGAAACCGAAAUGCGUUUGACCCAUUUGGCUGGGUUGCAGCUAAACUGGAAUGGGGGGUCCUGUACAUUCUGGCUAGGGAUGAGGAAGGUUUCCUGUCUAAAGAAGCUGUUAGAAGAUGCUUUGAUGGGAGCUUAUUUGAAUACUGUGCUAAAAUGCAUGCUAGUAGCUAUGACAAGAUGGGUUGAAUUGUCCUAAUGUGUGUGUGUAUAGUUUCCGUGAGGUGUUUAUGUGAGACACUUUAGUGAUGUGCAAUGUAACAAAAUAAAAAUAAAACUUAUUAGGACCCUGUCUUCUUUUGAUCAGUAUAAAUAAAGAGUUUACUGUCUGGCAUGCAUUUUGUAAUCUUAUCCUUUUCUCACGUGUCAUGUUUGUCAAAACAGUGGUUAGUUUCUACAGGGUUCAGAUAAUUAUUGUGAUCGAGAUGUGAGAGGCAUAUACAAAUGAAAAUGAGCUCCUUAUAGAAAUAUUUAAGGUGUUUGUUUUUAGAUGACUUA
This is a messenger RNA of Cajanus cajan (pigeon pea), 1174 nucleotides long. RefSeq names its product peroxygenase. Lineage: Eukaryota; Viridiplantae; Streptophyta; Magnoliopsida; Fabales; Fabaceae. The record is from RefSeq and is a predicted model, not a curated record. Gene Ontology annotation, molecular function: monooxygenase activity; calcium ion binding.